AUGGCUUCACUUGGAAAAGGAUUUGAAGACCAAUUCAAACACCACUUUGUUAAGAAUACUAAACCUGGAGUACCUAGAAUAUGGGUUGAUGGUUGCUUUGAUAUGUUUCACUGGGGACAUGCCAAUGUCAUAAGACAAGCUGCUGCUGCAUUUGAUUAUAAGUGUUGUUUGUGUGUUGGGCUUCAUAGUGAUAAAACUAUCACAACACAAAAAGCUAAGCCUGUGAUGAAUGAAGAAGAAAGAACUGCUGCAGUAUUAGCAUGUGAAUGGGUUGAUGAAGUAGUAGAUGGAAUUGUUUGGUGGUGUACUCCAUAUAAUUUUGUUAAAUCAUUUAAUAUUGAUUAUGUAGUACAUGGAGAUGACAUUGUUUGUGAUGCAGUUACUGGAAAGAAUUGUUAUUGGGAAAUUCAAGAACAUGGAAUGCUUAAGUUAGUUCCAAGAACUGAAGGAGUUUCUACAACUGAUCUAAUUUACAGAAUGCUUAAUCCAACUUCACAAGACCAUUGGACUGGAUAUAGACAUUCAAUCCUUUCUAUUGAUAAGAUAAGAUUAUUUAGUGAACAAAAGAGGUCACCAAAAAAAGGUGAUACAAUUGUAUAUCUUGAUGGUGUUUUUGAUUUACUUCAUAUUGGGCAUUAUAAAUUAUUAAAACAUGCAAAAGAAAUAGGAAGUUAUGUUAUUGUUGGAGUUUAUGAUGAUGUAAUUGCUAACAAGAAGUUAGGAAUUAAUUAUCCAAUUUGUAAUAUUGGUGAAAGAGUUAUGAGUUUGUUAGCAUGUGGUUAUGUCGACAAUGUUGUUAUUGGAGCUCCAGAAGGAAUUACGAAAGAGAUGAUUGAAAAGAUGCAUAUCAAUAAAGUGUUACAUGGUAAACAUGAGUAUAAUGAAUUAUUAUAUAAAGAUGCCAUUGAAAUGAAUAUAAUGGAUGUUUAUAACUCCGAUUCUACUGUUACAGCAUUAGAUAUCAUAAAUAGAAUUAAAGCUAUGCAUGAUACUUAUGAAGAGAGAAAUAGUAAGAAACAACGAUAA
This is a messenger RNA of Entamoeba dispar SAW760, 1026 nucleotides long. RefSeq names its product ethanolamine-phosphate cytidylyltransferase, putative. The record is from RefSeq and is a predicted model, not a curated record. Gene Ontology annotation, cellular component: cytoplasm. The coding region runs from base 1 to 1026 and encodes 341 amino acids. Gene Ontology annotation, biological process: phosphatidylethanolamine biosynthetic process. NCBI's taxonomy places the organism in Eukaryota, Evosea, Mastigamoebida, Endamoebidae. Gene Ontology annotation, molecular function: ethanolamine-phosphate cytidylyltransferase activity. The transcript has a single exon.